CGCUUGUAGCUACGCGCUAGGCGAGACAAGCAGUAUGGCGGAAGAAGAGAGUGAAUUUCAGUUAGAAGGUUUUAAACAAGAAUUGAAGAGUUUAUUUGUCAACAGGUCAAGUGAAGAAUACGGACUUCAAAGCAAGUUAUAUUGUGUACGGUUCUGUAAGUUGGUGGAGGUGUAUUCAGGACGAUGGCAGGUACCCUUGCCACAGCUGCAGGUGCUCCAGACUGCUCUAUGUUCCUUUGUCCAAGCCUCGGCCUGCUUCCCGUCUGACUGUGAACAUGUAUGCUACACACUGAGUAGCCUUGCCCUGAGUGCUUUUGAGCUCUUGCUGUUUUUGAACAGAAAUAAGAUCCUGCAGGAUCCCUUGAAAAAAAUCCUUGAUUCGUUCCAGGAAUGUUUUUCCCAGCUGGAGAGACACCAGAACAUCCACCUGCUGCAGGUGGGACAGAUCAUCAGAGAGAAGGGACCGUGGACUAACCCCAUACUACAGGCCAUCCUGAAGGACUCACAACUGCCCCGGGAUGAAGUGGACCGGUACCUAGGCUCAGAGGUGCCAAUUUUCUUUGAGCUGCGUGUUCGUUACCUGCUGUCCAGUGAGAUGUUCACCGAGGCGGUGGUCUUGGCUAAGACCUGCUCUCAGCACCCCGUUGCCGGGCGACACCUGUUCUUCCGACAGGCCUACCUCACCUGUCUGUUGAAGGCAUCGCUCCCUCGCCAUAUGAACGAAGAGAUGUCUGACAUCGACGGUCAGGACGCUGUGGAUAUCGUGUGUAACACAGAGAGUGAGGAGAGCGACGAGACGCUCCUGGCCCUGUGCACAGCGUUCCUCUCUCAGCAGCUACACCGGGGAGACAUGUACUGCAUGUGGGAUUUGGUGUUCAUAUGGAGUCGACUCCGCCUGCGGGUCAACCCUUCCAAACAGGCCUUCCUGGAAGAGAGUCAGCGCUUGCUGCUGUCGGCCACCAACAUCAGAUCCAUAUUCUCUUUCAUUAGAGUGAUCCUUGCAGAGCUGGGAAAGGAUGGUCUCCAGUUCUGUGUGGAGCUCUGCACCCACGCCCUCCAGACGAACACCUGCGACGCCGCCACCAAGUCCCUCAUCUACAAGACGGUAGCCUACCUCCUCCCCAACGACCUGGAGGUCUGCCGGGCCUGCGCCCUCCUCGUCUUCUUCCUGGAACGCACCGUGGAGGCCUACAAAACGGUGUUCCUCCUCUACACGCACCCCGACCAGGAGUACCACGUCGAAGCCGGUCCCAUCGGGAACCACAUCCGCUUUGAGAUCCUCCAGACCCUGAAGAGAGGUCUCUACUUCGAUCCAGAGUUCUGGAACCUUUUGAAUCUCCGGACCAACUGCCUGAAGCUGAUGAGCGAGAAGAAGGCGGCGUUGGCGAGGAUGAUGAUGGAGGAUGAUGGGUGGGUGUCCAACUACUGCAGCACCGCCACCAAAGAGCCCUGUUGCAGCUGGAGCGCUGACCUGUCAGAGCGUGUGCAGCCUAAACAUGUAGAGGCUAAACCAGCACAGAAGCACGUUCAGAUUAAACCCUUUCACCAGGUAACAGCGCCCAAAAGGCGGUUCCAAAAAGAAGAGAAGAAUCACAUUUCGACGGCGCCGGUAGCAGCCAAACGUGUCAAAGCUCAAAGGUUGGAAAAAACCUCUGUUGUCGAGUCGCAGCGGCUGCCUGUUAAUCAUGUGACGACGACGAAGACUGAGAAGCUGGCUGAACCCCCUGUAAUAAAAAGAAGAGGGAGGAAGCCUGGGCCGAAGCCGGGACCGCGGUCAUCUGUCAAAACAACAGAGCCCUCAGCCGAGACCACCUCUGUCAGACGGUCCUUCAGACAACUGGACAUGGCGCAGGAGAACCUGGCCGGGCAAGUGGGUCACAGACCACAUAGGCACAUGACCAGACUCUCGGAGAAGAAACCUCCCAAACGGAGGGGUAGGAAACCCCGGUGGCUCCUGGAGGGUACGUUCCAGGCUGAGAACAGUGCUCCCCGGAAGGGUCGCCGACCGGGGAGGAAACCACAGCAGAAGACCCAGCAGACACCAGUGGACAAGACCAAUAAGACCUCUCGGUCUGGUGCCGCAGUCAAGGAAAGCACAACCAAACAAAAGAAUGCCGUGACCUCCCAAAAUAAAAUGGCGGCCGCUCGUCUAACAACUCCGAGGGAACAGGAAGGUAAACGUCAGAAGGAGAUUCCUCCUACUAACCACCUACCAGCAGUAUCUCCUGCUCAUGACUCAAAGCUGGAGGUCUCCCUACCUGACAACGAAGUAUUUGGGUUCUUCCAUGAGGAUUAUCUCAGUAGGCAAGGACUGGUGACUCUAAACUGUGAUAAAUCGAAGGCACCAAUCCAGGCACAGUAUCGGGUGAAGGAUAGACUCGGAGAGGUGUUUCUCCUUUCCGCUCAGAACGCCAGUCUCUUCAUACAGCAGUUGCACAACUACGCCCAGACGCGAGAGGCGGAAGGUGUCACGUUGAACACUGAAACCUGUUUGUUGAAAGCGACAGAUGUCCGUCCCUCCCUAAACCCGAGUUGUCUGCCGGUGCCGUGUGACGCUUCGAGGGUAUUUUACCAGACGUCUGCAGUGGAAAUGGAAGUUGAGGUCUCCUCACAAACUGUCACUGCGACUGACACGACUUUCACACCACAAGGUGGCGCUGUCGAACACAUCGAAAGUCCCAAGAAUGAGGACGGAUUCUCUACCGAUGCUCAGCGAACAUGUAUUCCAUCUGUUCUCUCUGUGAAUGUAAUUGUUCCUAAUAACACAAGAAGAACAACAAAUACAUAUGUAACUAAUGUUCCAAGAGAACCAACGGAAGUUACGAAUGUUCCAAGAGAACCAACGGAAGUUACGAAUGUUCCAAGAGAACCAAUGGAAGUUACGAAUGUUCCAAAAAAGCGAACCGCUUCUGAAGUCGGGGAGAUUCUAGAAUCGUCCAGGAAGUCCGAAGUUACCGAUAUUCUGAAAGAGGCUAUGGAUAUAGCAAACAUUGGUGUGGAUGAAGCAAUGGUGGGGGACGGUGGAACUGGCAGCGUCCCUGGAAAGGAAACUCGGCAGCUUGUUGUUCUUACUCCUUUCUGCUGGCUGGCUAAUACCUCAAUGGAUGCGUUUGCGAGAGAGUUUGAAAAGUUUGCCAAGGGUCCGGAUUCUGAUGUUGUCGCAAAGCAACAGUCGGUGACACCACAGACCACAGGUGGUGUCUCGCGCAAAACGUUGGAGACGACACGGUUUUGUGCGAGACACUGUCAACGUCUCCAAAAAGUCAUCCCUACGGCCGUCACAGUGGUCCUUGAGGACACUUCAAAAAUAACCAAAGUCACCCCACAGGACACUACAGACAUCCAGGAAAACAUGGACACUCGACACACCCAACUGGACAUUAAAGGUACCUCACAAAACACGGAGCCGGAGGAUAUCCCAAUGGCCGCUGAGAGCUUCCCACGGCUCACUGAUGAGACCCGGCAGCUUGAGCACCCUCUGAAAGGCACUGUGGGUACUCCAGAGUUCCCUGUGGACUCGACACAGCACAAUGACACCCCUCAGUUCACUGAAGACCCCCCACAGAAUACACAGGACAUAAGACAACUCGCAGAGGACACCCUGAAGGUCACUUUCACUGAGGUCACCCCACAGGCUACUGAGGACCGCACAAAAGCCACGGUGGAUACUCCAGAGGCUGUGGACACACUACCACAGAACAUAGAGGAGGACAGCUCGGAGGGAAUUGAGGGAAGCCGGGAAGUUACUGUAGACAGCCAGGAAGUCACUGUAGACAGCCAGGAAGUCACUGUAGACAGCCAGGAAGUCACUGUAGAUACCUUUGAGCACAUUGAGGACGCCCUACAAAUUCAAAACACUGCAGACACCCUACAGUUCACAGUGGAUGCCCCAAUGGUCUCUGAAGAGUUCACCAAGGACACACGUAGUGCCACACAGAACAAUGGGGACACCCUAAGAGUCCCUGAAGAGACGUCACAGGAACCCAAAGACACCUCAAAGGUCAGGAGAGAUACCCCGAUGGUCUCUGAGGACACCCUUAAAGUACAUGUGGAUACUCAAAAGGUCCCAGAGGACACCCCACAGAACACACAAGUCAAUGAAGACACCUCAAUGGUUACUGAAGACACCCCACAGGACACACAGUACAAUUCACUGGUCAACCCGAAAGUCACUGAAAGUGCUCACACUCCAAAGGUCACCCCAAGAGUCCCUGAAGACACGUCACAGGACUCCAAAGACCCCUCAAAAGUCACUGAAAACCCUCCACAGGACACCCCAAAAUUCACAAAGGACAACCCAACUGUCUCUGGGGAUAUCGGACAAACUCCUGGAGAUGGCACCCCACAGGAAAAUGAGAACAGCCCACUGGCAUAUCGCUGUAGUCUCUGCAACAAGGUUUUCAAAGGCAAACGUGUUAUUGCCCACGCCAUGUACCACUUCCGCAGGGACCAAUGUAUGUUCUGUAGGAUGCUGUUCAAAAACGACCUGCUCGCUAUGAUGCAUCUGUCCCAGCACAUCGACAAGUUGAAAAAAGGAAACCUACCGCCUGAUAUUGAGGAGGUCCGUGAGAACUGUAAAGCUGGGAUGUCAGACACGCCUGGACGCUCAACGCAGAGGGGGAGACGGGGACGCAAGAGGAUCCCUGUAAACUCCACAGAGUCAACACCUCCGGAUUACAGGAAGCUACGGUCCACCAAUAGGAUCUCCUCUAUAAACUCCUCGGAGUCAACUCCACCGGAUCGCAGGAAGCUACGGUCUAACCCUAAUCUACUGUCGACCAAUAGGCUCUCAACUGACUCUCAACCUUCAUCAGAUACUAAACUCGCAACAGAAGAGUCUGAAGGCAAGCAGUCGACCCAGAGGGUCAAUGGACAGAGGGGCAGAAGACGCGUUAAGGUUGAAGGAACUGAGGGUGAUGGCGAUACUCAGGCAGAGGAACAAGAAGAGAUCAGUGGGAGGCAAGAGGAGGAGCACUCGGCUCUGGAACAGAGGGAAGAACCCGUGGAGAUCGCUACUUCUCUGGCGAAGACAUUGACAGGUGAACAAGGGGGAACCUGCUCCUCUCCUCUGACAAAGUUUUCGGAAGAAGAGGAGAAACCCUGUCCCUCUACUCUGACAAAGUUUUCGGAAGAAGAGGAGAAACCCUGUCCCUCUACUCUGACAAAGUUUUCGGAAGAAGAGGAGAAACCCUGUCCCUCGGCAAAGACCAUGGAGGACAACACAGAAUCUCAGGCUGUAUCGGUAACACAGGAUAGGCUUUCAGUUUCACCUCUAGAGACCUCAGUUCAGGGUAAGGAGACUCCCGGCAGCUGCCCUGUGGAGGGAUGCACAGAGAUAUUCACUGGAAAACGGCGUUCUCUCCUCGGACAUAUUCUGGACGAUCACCGCGGCGACGCCAAACCCUUGGAAACGACGUUCCGUCACGGGAAUGGCAAAUGCAAUAUUUGCAAGAAACCCGUUUUGACUUUACAGCAUUACCAGCACCACAUUUUAUGGCACAAAGGAAUUCCCAGGCAUCCCUGUCUACAUGAUGGAUGUAAAGCCCGGUUCAGUGCAGCGACAGAAAUGAGGAACCACGCGAAGACCCAUCAGCCGCUCCUGGCAGUGUGCUGCUUCCCAGGUUGUCGGGAGCGCUUGGCUUGUCUUCCGGAGCUGAACCGCCACGAACUAGAACACUAUCGUCUUCCAAAGGAAGGGAAGGAUGAAUCGGUUUCCUCUACCCUCGUCACCAAUACCACCUCUGUUAACGUGACUAAACCGUGUAAGACGGGGAGGAAUAAGCUACGGAAGAUGAUGCAGGGUGUUAAGAGACGAUGGCCUCUUAGAGAAAAGGAGGGAUCGGCAAUUGACCUCACUACUAAGGUAACCAGGAAGUAUGACUUGACCAAGACGUUAAAGAAAACACAGGUCGCGAAGAAACGGCAUGUUCAUAGAGACACGGAUCCUCGUACUACUGACCCCUCUACCGCCUCUGUAAAGGUAACAAAUAGGUUGAGGAAAUUGCAGGUUAAGAGGAAAUGGUGUGUUGGUAAGAAAAUGGACGCUCCAAACACUCCCGUCACCACGUCCAAUGAAAAAGCUGAGCAAGCGAGCAAGAAGUUAAAGAUGAUUCAAAAGGUAAAGAAAGCGUGGGCUGUAAAGAGACAGAACAUUAGCGAAGACAAUUAUACCCCAACUGGUCCAACCACCUCCACCACGAUUACCGCCACUGAAAAAGUUACCAAAAAGCUAAAAAUUAUAAACAAGUUGAAGAAAAUGCGAGUUAUUAAGAAACCGAACGUUAGCAAAGAAAAAGAUACCCAACUGGAUCCAGCUACCGACACAAAAGUGACAGAAAAGUUAGAGAAAACGCAACUUGUAAAGAAACCGAGUGUUGGAAAAGACCCCAGGAAGAUGUCAAGCGUUAGCACAGACGAGGACACCCAACCUGUUCCUCCCACCGUCACUCCGAAAGUCACCGAGAAAUUACCCAUGGUGACCGAGAAGUUAAAGAAAACACGAGUUCUAAAGAAACAAAGAGUUAAGGAACCCAAGAGGCCUGUUAGCAAAGAACCCAAGAGGCCUGUUAGCAAAGAACCCAAGAGGCCUGUUAGCAAAGAACCCAAGGGGCCUGUUAGCAAAGAACCCAAGGGGCCUGUUAGCAAAGAACCCAAGGGGCCUGUUAGCAAAGAACCCAAGGGGCCUGUUAGCAAAGAACCCAAGGGGCCUGUUAGCAAAGAACCCAAGGGGCCUGUUAGCAAAGAACCCAAGGGGCCUGUUAGCAAAGAACCCAAGGGGCCUGUUAGCAAAGAACCCAAGGGGCCUCAAAGAACCCAGGAAGGCCUAGCAAAAAAACCUGUGAAGUCAAAGACCUCUGGUCCAGAGACACAUGUUAAUGAAGUCACAGAAGUGGUAGGAAGUAAAUCAAAGGAAGAAGAUGAUAAACCAUUGGUGGAAACAUCAGACUCAACAGCUAGCAAUGUCUGUGACCAGAAGAUGGUUAACGGACACUUAAAGGACAUCACUAAAGAAUCGCCAAAAUACCAGAAAAGUCUUAAUACGAGUACAGUUUCCAAAUCCAAGAAAUGUGACCCACGAAAUCAUAAACCCGCUACUCCCAAAGCCCCUACAAAUACUCCCAAAGCCCCUACAAAUACUCCCAAAGCCCCUACAAAUACUCCCAAAGCCCCUACAAAUACUCCCAAACCCCCUACAAAUACUCCCAAAGCCCCUACAAAUACUCCCAAAGCCCCUACAAAUACUCCCAAAGCCCCUACAAAUACUCCCAAACCCCCUAUCAAGGAGGAAACGAAAAACUCAACUUUCUUUGGGAAGAUGAACAACAGGCCAUACAUCCGGCCUCCACCCACGGCUUACCUAGACGAGCGUUACACCACCAUGCCAAAACGCAGGAAAGAGAUGUCCUGGACCCCUCGCUUCUCUCCGACGCGCCCGGACCUCGUGGCGGAGGCGUCGGGGACCACGGCGACACCGUCCGUCCAUAGGCAGCGCUGUGCCAAGUGUUUCUUGUCCUUCGACAGAGGAGAAGAGUUGCAGACGCACGUCUCGCUGAAGAAGUGCGCAACCCUUUUCGGCUUUGACUCAGACGAGGACAGUAGCUCGUGAAAGCUGAUAGACAAGAGGACAUGUUUGGAUGUGCUGCUGGAGAAUGGGGCGGUGUGGGGGCUGAACCCCCUCCCAACCCCUGCUAGGAGUGUUGAACCCCUUUCGACCCUGCUACCUCACUGAGGGACGACCAGGGUUUACAGGACUCUUAACAUGACUUGCUGGCUGGUCUGGGACAGCCGUGCCAGGCCUCCCCUUGUGACUGAGGCUGGCAAUCUGAGGCGGCUACAACAGAAGACACCUCUCAACCCUGCUACCCGUUUUAUUGUAGAGGAUUCUUAAAGCGUUAACUCUUUUACAUGACUUGCUGACUGGCCUGGGAUGUGACUGAAGUUGGCCGGUUGGCUACAGCAGAAGACGGAGAACAGUAAAAGGGUUGUGACCAUUCUUCCGUGUUCGGUCUCCCAUGGUCAUAGGAGUGACCUACGACCUUUGAACCCUGACCUCAAAUCCAAAGUUCAAGGGGUCUUUUUGGGCUGACCGAAUUUUUUUUUCUUUUUUUU
This is a messenger RNA of Oncorhynchus keta (chum salmon), 8109 nucleotides long. RefSeq lists its product as uncharacterized. Bases 35 to 7606 code for a protein of 2523 amino acids. Lineage: Eukaryota; Metazoa; Chordata; Actinopteri; Salmoniformes; Salmonidae. Gene Ontology annotation, cellular component: nucleus. Gene Ontology annotation, biological process: regulation of transcription by RNA polymerase II. Gene Ontology annotation, molecular function: DNA binding; DNA-binding transcription factor activity, RNA polymerase II-specific. The transcript is spliced from 11 exons. The record is from RefSeq and is a predicted model, not a curated record.